This is a messenger RNA of Aspergillus wentii DTO 134E9, 1650 nucleotides long. RefSeq names its product nitrogen permease regulating protein NPR2. Gene Ontology annotation, molecular function: GTPase activator activity. Gene Ontology annotation, cellular component: GATOR1 complex; vacuolar membrane. Gene Ontology annotation, biological process: negative regulation of TORC1 signaling; positive regulation of autophagy. The record is from RefSeq and is a predicted model, not a curated record. The transcript is spliced from 4 exons. Bases 1 to 1650 code for a protein of 549 amino acids. NCBI's taxonomy places the organism in Eukaryota, Fungi, Ascomycota, Eurotiomycetes, Eurotiales, Aspergillaceae.
AUGAUCAAAGCCAUCUUCUACAGCAAAUUCGACAUCAAGGAGGGUCCCAAAGUCGUCCACCAAGUGCCCGACGGUGCGAUCGUCCCCUCCACCACCGCACCUUCGCAACCCCUCAUCCUCACCUUCUCCGAUGUCUCUUUUUUCGUGAUUCCACGUCAGGAACUGUGCGGAAACCUGAUCCAAGUAUGCACAAAUGGCUUCCGCAUUCUGGGAUACCCGAUUUGCAUGAAAUCGCCCCGAUACGACCGCAAUGAGUUCAUCUUCAACUUCUGCCUGGUCCUGGCGGAGGACGAGGAUUUCAGCACGUACAAAAGUGUAGUGCAGCGAUUGGCGGAUCUCAUGCGCGGAUUGGAAGAACAGAGUGGGUUUUUGUCUCGGGAUCACUCGAAGAGUGGUGAGGGAAAGGUGUAUAGUUUGUGUGAGACUUUGAUGGAGGAUUUGAAUAAUUAUUGUGAAUCUAUGAUUCCUGUUGAUGAAUUGAAUACGCUGAACAUUAAGCUGUUUCCGAUUUACCCUGCACCUCCACCGGUCAAGGCAUGGCAGGUUCCCCUAUUUACCGUUCGUUAUCAAGCGUUCAUGGAUGAGAACUGGGAUCUUACGAUGCAACGGAUCGUCCCACAUAUCAACGGUGUUAACAGCCUCCGUAUCAUCUCCAUCUUAGCCGAUACAGACUUCUCCCUCACCUGCCGCGCCAUCCGCCAUCUCCUCUACUAUGGGUGCCUCUUCCUGCUUGACAUCUUCUCAUUCUCAGCGAUAUACGCCCCAACAGCCCAAUUCAGCUCAACCGUCGCCUCCGAUGAAGACAUGCAGCGAGAGUGCGCCCGCUACGUGAACACCCUCUUCGCACCCCCCUUAGCCAACCCGGCCGCGCCAGCCCCCACCCCCGGACACCCCCUAUCAAGCCCCCGAACCGAGCUUCCCAUCGCCAGCACAGGCACCUCGCACCUCGACCCGGAUGAAGUCUGGCCCCCGGUCGAGAGCCCCAUCGAACCAACCACCAAUAACACCACCGCCAACGCCAACAACAACAAUAAAGGCAGCAGUCCCAGCACGGCCAUUUUAGCCCUCGACGACCCCCACCAGCGCGAAGUCGUCGACGGCACCGGAAUCGUCGAGCUCUACGCCAGCCUGAAACAGGGCCAGAGCCUAAAACAAUGGUACCUCCACCACAGCCGCCAACUCUCCCACAUCGACAUCCGCCGUUUCAUCACCUUCGGCAUCAUCAAGGGCUUCCUGUACCGCGUGCACAAAUACGCCUAUGCAACGGGCCUACCCGCCCCGCCGCUCAAGUCCGCCCAUUCCCAACUGCCCGGUUCCCAUGGCGGGAUCACGUCGCGAGGGCCCGGCACGGGCGCGAAUAGCCCCUACGCCUCGAGUAUCGGCGAUGACGCGGCCCCGAUACAUAGCCAGCGAAGCGAUGAUGGGCGCGAGCAGCACUCGACUUCGUUCCAGAGUGGGAGUCGCAGCGGUUUUGGCGCUGGGUUGGGAGAUGUAGACGAGGAGGAUUUCAUCGAUGAUAAGUCACUUUCCAAGUAUCUGGAUGGAAUGCACUGUUUCGAUCAGAUCUGUACCGAGCUGGAGGUUAGUGAGCGGGAUCUGACGGCGAGGUUGAAACGGUUCCCGGGUGAGGUUUUGAUCAUUCAUCGUUAG